This is a messenger RNA of Macrobrachium nipponense, 3303 nucleotides long. RefSeq names its product basic proline-rich protein-like. The record is from RefSeq and is a predicted model, not a curated record. Bases 1 to 3303 code for a protein of 1100 amino acids. NCBI's taxonomy places the organism in Eukaryota, Metazoa, Arthropoda, Malacostraca, Decapoda, Palaemonidae. The transcript is spliced from 7 exons.
AUGAGUGUGGGGCAAAUGUUGGACUCUACCCGAUGGAUUGUUGGUCCACGAGUGAAAACGGGUAAAGGAGCUACAUUUAUCAUAGUGCAUGCUGGUGGAGAAUAUGAUUCAUGUGGUAAGCAGCACAAGUACCUCCAGGAGUAUGAAAUUGACAAAAUCGCUAGAGAUGCUGGCCAUGAAGUACUCAGACUUCCUCCUUAUCACUGCGAGUUCACCCGAGUGGUCAGUAUGGAGAAUAUUUCUAGUUUAGCUCUCAAACUGGAUCGUCAUUCACAUAACUCAAAUGGAAGGUCAUUUUUACCUCAGCGGGGCGACUGGCCCCCGCCCGCCCCGGGGACCUCGGCGGGCCCAGUGGCCCGCCCGCCCGGGGACCACGGCGGGCCGACCGGCCCGCCCGCCCCGCCCCGGGGACCUCGGCGGGCCCAGUGGCCGCUAGCCCCGCCCCGGGGCGGGGACUUUGGGCGGGCUGACUGGCCCGCCGCCCCGGGGACCUUGGCGGGCCCAGUGGCCCGCCCGUCCCGGAGACCUCGGCGGGCAGGACUGGCCCGCCCGCCCCGGGGACCUCGGAGGGCCGACUGGCCCGCCGCCCCGGGGCACCUCGGCGCCCCGCCCCGGGGACCUUGGCAGGCUGACUGGCCGGCCCGCCCUGGGGACCUUGGCGGGCCCAGUGGCCCGCCCGUCCCGGGGUGGGGACCUCGGCGGGCACCUCGGCGGGCCGACUGGCCCGCCCGCCCCGGGGACCUCGGCGGGCCCAGCAGCCCGCUUGCCCCGGGCGACCUCGGCGGGCCCAUUGGCCCGCCCGCCCCGGAGACCUCAGCGGGCCGACUGGCCCACACGCCCCGGGGACCUCGGCCGGCCGACUGGCCCGCCGCCCCGGGGACCUCGGCGGGCCGACUGGCCCACUGGCCCGCCCGCCCCGGGGACCUCGGCGGGCCUAGUGGCCCGCCCGCCCCGGGGACCUCGGUGUGCCUCCGGGCCCCGCCCGCCCCCGGGAAACCUCGGCGGGCUGACUGGCCCGCCCGCCCCGGAGACCUCAGCGGGCCGACUGGCCCGCCUGCCCCGCCCGCCUGCCCGCCCGCCCGGAGACCUCGUGGGCCGACUGGCCCCCGCCCGCCCAGCCUACCCCGGAGACCUCUGCGGGCCGACUGGCCCGCCCGCCCGCCCCGGGGACCUCGGAGGGCCGACUGGCCCGCCCGCCCGACCCGGGGACCUCGGCAGGCCCCGCCCCGGGGACCUUGGCAGGCUGACUGGCCGGCCCGCCCUGGGGACCUUGGCGGGCCCAGUGGCCCGCCCGCCCAUGUCUCGGGGUACCUGGCUGGGCACCUCGGCGGGCUGACUGGCCCUCCCGCCCGGAGACCUCAGCGGGCCGACUGGCCCGCUGCCCCUGCCCGCCCCGAGGACCUCGGCGGGCCGGACUGGCCCGCCCGCCCCGGGGACCUCGGAGGGCCGACUGGCCCGCCCGCCCGGGGACCUUGGCAGGCUGACUGGCCGGCCCGCCCUGGGGACCUUGGCGGGCCCAGUGGCCGCCCGUCCCUCCCGGGGACCUCGGCGGGCACCUCGGCGGGCCGACUGGCCCGCCCGCCCCGUGGACCUCGGCGGGGCCAGCAGCCGCUUGCCCCGGGGACCUCGGCGGGCCCAUUGGCCCACCCGCCCCGGAGACCUCAGCGGGCCGACUGGCCCACACGCCCCGGGGACCUCGGCGGGCCGACUGGCCCGCCCGCCCUGGGACCUGGGCGGGCCGACUGGCCGCCACCCCGGGGACCUCGGCGGGCCGACUGGCCCGCCCGCCCCAGGGGGACCUCGGCGGGCCGACUGGCACACCUCGGGCGGGCCCCGCCCGCCCUCGGGAACCUCGGCGGGCCGACUGGCCCGCCCGUCCCGGGGACCUCGGCGGGCAGACUGGCCCGCCCGCCCUGGGGACCUCGGCGGGCCUUGUGGCCCGCCCGACGACCCUCGGGGACCUCGGUGUCGGGCCCGCCCGCCCUCGAACCUCGGCGGGCUGACUGGCCCGGCCCGCCCCGGAGACCUCGGCGGGCGCAGCUGCCCCGCCCGCCCCGGAGACCUCGGCGGGCCGACUGGCAUGCCUGCCCCGGGACCUCGGCAGGCCCGACUGGCCCGCCCGCCCCGGAUACCUCGGCGGGCCGACUUGGGGGCCCCCCCGCCCCGGGGACCGGCUUGGCGGGCCCAGUGGCCCGCCCGUACUGGGGACCUUGGCGGGCCCACUGGCCCGCCACGGGGACCUCGGCGGCCCACUGGCCGCCCACCCUGGGGAACUCGGCGGGCCGACUGGCCCGCCACCGCCCCGGGGACCUCAUCAGCAGGCCCAGUGGCCCGCCCCGCCCUGCCCCGGGGACCUCGGCGGGCCCAGUGGCCCGCCGCCCGCCCCGCCCCGGGGACCCUCGUCGGGCUGACUGGCCCGCCCGCCCCGGGGGACCUUGGCGGGCCGACUGGCCCGCCCGCCCCUCGGGGACCUCGGCGGGCCCAGCAGCCCUUGCCCCUUGCCCCGGGGACCUCGGCGGGCCAUUGGCCCGCCCGCCCCCCCCGGAGACCUCAGCGGGCGACUGGCCCACACGCCCCGGGGACCUCGGCGGGCCGACUGGCCCGCCCGGGACCUCGGCAUGCCUCCGGGCCUGCCCGCCCCCCGGGGACCUCGCGUGCCUCCGGGCCCGCCCGCCCCUGGGGACCAUCGCGUGCCUCCGGGCCCGCCCCCCGCCCCCCGGGGACCUCGGCGUGCCUCCGGGCCCGCCCGCCGGGGACCUCGGAGUGCCUCCGGGCCGCCUGCCCCCCGGGGACCUCGGCGUGCCUCCGGGCCCGCCCGCCCCCCGGGGACCUCGGCGUGCCUCCGGGCCGCAGCCCCCCUGGGACCUAGCGUGCCUCCGGUCCCGCCCUGCGGGGACCUCGGCGUGGCUCCCGGGCCCGCCCGCCCCCCGGGGACCUCAGCGUGCCUCCGGGCCCGCCCGCCCCCCACUGGGACCUAGGCGUGCCUCCGGCCGCCCGCCCCCCAGGGGACCUCGGCGUGCUCGGGCCCCCCACCCCCCGGGGACCUCGGCGUGCCUCCGGGCCUGCCCGCCCCCCGGGGACCUCGGCAGGGCUCCUGGCCCGCCCGCCCCCCUCCCCGGGGACCUCGGCAGGGCUCCUGGCCCGCCCGCCGGGCGGGGACCUCGGCAGGCCUCCUGGCCUGCAUGCCCCCGGGACCUCGGCGGGCCUCCUGGCCCGCCUACCCCCCGGGGACCCUCGGCAGGCCUCCUGGCCCGCGCCCCUCGGGCGGUUCGCCGUCCCUGCAGACACUUACCCUUUGCUUAG